CCGCAAACCUUGCUUCAGAUACUUCGACCUCAAGGACCGUAUCGCUGAAUAUACCUCAAGCCCGUCAAAAUGCCGCCGAAGAAAGUCAAGGUCGCCAAAGAAGAAAACACUGUUUCGCUCGGUCCUCAGGUUGCCGAGGGAGAGCUAGUUUUCGGUGUCGCACACAUUUAUGCCUCUUUCAACGAUACCUUCGUCCAUGUCACCGAUCUUUCGGGCAAGGAGACCAUCUCUCGUGUCACGGGUGGCAUGAAAGAUGUUGCUACGCGAUGCCGCGAGGUCGGCAUUACCGCCCUCCACAUUAAGCUCCGUGCAACCGGUGGUACUGGCACUAAGACCCCUGGUCCUGGUGCACAGAGCGCCCUCCGUGCUCUUGCUCGCGCUGGCAUGCGCAUUGGACGUAUCGAGGACGUUACACCUGUUCCUACCGACUCCACCAGGCGCAAGGGUGGUCGUCGUGGUCGUCGUCUAUGAUCUUCGUAUUUUCGUUCUUGCUAUGAGAUUCCCGAAGAGCUAAAAAUUAAUACGCAUGUACUUGGGGUUACAAAUGAUAUGUCGCCGUUCGACGCGCAUCAGGUUCCUGCCUGCCCCGCGGUCGUUCCCCUGUUUGUGUCUCUAGUAUUGUGCUGUCAACAACCUUUGUGCUUUGCAUCGAGUCGUGAAGUAUGAAAAACACGUGAGACUGGA
Suillus paluster is the source of this 684-nucleotide messenger RNA. RefSeq lists its product as uncharacterized. NCBI's taxonomy places the organism in Eukaryota, Fungi, Basidiomycota, Agaricomycetes, Boletales, Suillaceae. The record is from RefSeq and is a predicted model, not a curated record. Gene Ontology annotation, biological process: maturation of SSU-rRNA from tricistronic rRNA transcript (SSU-rRNA, 5.8S rRNA, LSU-rRNA); translation; ribosomal small subunit assembly. Gene Ontology annotation, cellular component: ribosome; cytosolic small ribosomal subunit. Gene Ontology annotation, molecular function: structural constituent of ribosome; small ribosomal subunit rRNA binding; mRNA 5'-UTR binding. The transcript has 5 exons. Bases 70 to 471 code for a protein of 133 amino acids.